Molecule: messenger RNA, 1786 nt
Organism: Equus caballus (horse)
Lineage: Eukaryota; Metazoa; Chordata; Mammalia; Perissodactyla; Equidae
Product: melanoma-associated antigen B16
Biological process (GO): negative regulation of transcription by RNA polymerase II
Cellular component (GO): nucleus
Source: RefSeq, a predicted model, not a curated record
CAGAGCAAACCGGAAGUCCCGCCCCCGGACUUCCUCCUCCAGGCUGAGCCGGCUGUGAGGGGCUCGAGCUGAGGCGCGCGGACUCCAGUCCCCGGACCGAGGAGUCGCAUCGGCUGCAGGUGUCAGGUGGUGAUUCCCCAUUGCCCACCCUCCUGUCCACACUCCUGCCUUCUGCCACCGACAAGAGUCGUCAUGUCUCAGCGUCAGAAGAAUCCACGAUGCUCACAUGAUCAACGCCUUCAGGUCCAAGGUACGACCCAGGACCUGGAGGUAGCUGAGAUCUCCAGGGCUCUAGAGGAGAUCUGUCUCUGCUCCCGUCCUCUAAUGCCUGGCCAUUCGAAGGAGCUUCCUGUUGCUGGUCUGCCCAGCUUUCCUGAGGGUUCUCAGAGUUCCUGCUCAUCUUCCAUUGCCAUCGCAGCCGCCUCAUCAAGCAAAUCAGAUGAGGGCUCUAGUAGCCAGGAAGAGAAGGAUAGCACUUUCCAGGCUAUCCCAGAUCCCAAGAAUGUGCCCAGAGAUGCUCCAGCAGAGAAAGUGGCUUCGUUGGUGAAUUUCUUGCUGCUCAAGUAUCAAAUGAAAGAGCCAGUAACCAAGGAAGAUAUGUUGAAGAUUGUCACCCAGGAAUAUGAAGACCGCUUGCCUGAGAUCCUUCUGAAAGCCUCUGAGCACAUCGAGAUGAUCUUUGGCCUUGAUGUGAAGGAAGUGGAUCCCACCAACCACUGCUAUGGCCUCCUCAUCAAAUUGGGCCUCACCUAUGAUGGCAUGCAGCAUGGUGAACAGGGCGUCCCCAAGACCGGCAUCCUCAUCCUUAUCCUGGGUGUGAUCUUCAUGAAGGGCAACCGUGCCACCGAAGAGGAAGUCUGGGAAGUUCUGAAUGUGAUGGGCAUCUAUUCUGGCAGGAAGCACUUCAUCUUCGGGGAGCCCAAGCAGCUUAUCACCAAAGAUUUCGUGAAGGAAGAAUACCUGGAGUACCGACAGGUGGCCAACAGUGAUCCUGCGCAAUUUGAAUUCCUGUGGGGCCCGAGAGCCCAUGCCGAAACCACCAAGAUGCAGGUCCUCGAGUUUAUAGCCAAGGUUCAUGCGACUGACCCAAGUUCUUUCCCAUCUCAGUAUGAGGAGGCUUUGCAAGAUGAGAAAGAGAGAGCCCGAGCCAGAAUUGCAGGCAGGGCUGUCUCUACUUCCCUGGCCACUGCCCGUUCUGGGGCCGGGUCUGGCCGUUUCUCCUGCCCCUACUGAAGCCUGAGGCAGGUUCUUCAAACACUUUGUGUUUGAAGAGGCAGUUAGUGUUGCUAGAAUUUAGAAGUUAGUUCUGAGGUGGGGUUGAAAGGAGCACAGUGUAUAUGCCUAUGUGUUCCUAUAUUACAUGUGUAACUUGAAAAGCUGUUCUUUCAUUUUUUGACAUAUGUACUACUCAAACGUUGUUUGUUUUAAUAUAGAUUUGAUUAGCUUCAAAAUCUCCAAGUUUAUGAAUGAUACUGGUCAGACACUUAAUGCUACAAUGAGGUUUAACAGUAAGAGCUUUGUUAUUUUGGAAAACAAAUUGUGACACCAUCUGUCUUGUUUUGUCAUCUGCAGUAAGAUAACAUGGUAAAUCUAUAGGCUUUUACUGGAAAGGUGAAAUAAAUCAGCUUUAAGAUAGUUGGGUUCUGGAAAUGGAGAACAUUGAAAGCUUGGCUAUUUAUUGUGCUCUUAUACCUUCUAUUUUUUGUUUUAUAAAAUUAAGUUAUAUAUGCAUGAACUUGCUUUGCUUGUUUAUCAAUGUAUAAGAAAUAAAUUGCAAUAAAUUAGA